This is a messenger RNA of Drosophila bipectinata, 896 nucleotides long. Its product is annotated as transcription factor Adf-1-like. Gene Ontology annotation, cellular component: transcription regulator complex; nucleus. The record is from RefSeq and is a predicted model, not a curated record. Gene Ontology annotation, biological process: regulation of transcription by RNA polymerase II. NCBI's taxonomy places the organism in Eukaryota, Metazoa, Arthropoda, Insecta, Diptera, Drosophilidae.
AAGAGAACAGCUGUUCAGUAUUACCCUUUUCCUUAAUUUUUUUGGUCACACUAGCUCGGUAGCCAAAUAAAGAGCGAUUUCGCUAGCACAUGAAAAUUAUGGCUGUCCAACUUUCGGCCCGCGAGGAUAAGCUGAAGUUAAUCAGUGCGAUCAGGGCGAGGCCCAUAAUAUGGGAUUUGACCCACGAGUUGCAUUUUAAUUACACAAGCCUAAAUAAUGCCUGGGAGGCUGUUGCCGCGGAGUUACGGAAAGACGUAAAAGAUUGCAAACGCGCAUGGAAAUCGUUGCGGGCCUGCAUGCGUUACCACCAGAAGAUCUCCAGAAAAAAAAAACCAAGUGGAAGUGCUGGAGGGUCUGUUGUUCCCGGUCCGAAGGCGAGUGACGAUUAUGAUUGGGACUUUGCGUCAGAAAUGGCUUUUUUGUCGGACCUCUCGGAAAAAAGGCGACACAGAACGACCACGCUACCAAAACCACCAGAGGCGUCAACGUCUUCCGAAAUUUCCGAGGACCCACUCAAUUUUGCUGACGACGAAAGUCAACCGAGUAGCUCAUUCGACCAGAGCAUGUUGGAGGAGGAAGAGCUACAGCAGCAGAAGGGAAUAGAGGACAUGGAGAAGGAGAGUUCCAGCUCAUAUUCCUAUAAGCCAUCAACUAAGAAGCACAAGACUGCGGCGGCUGAGAGCUGUGUCCUAACACAGAUAUUUACGGAGUACGUUGACUUGCAGAAGGCCAUAGUAUCACAGACCACAAACGUUCCGUCGUUGGUCACCUACUGGGCCGAAAUAAUGAAAGAGCUGCCGCAAAAACUGAAAGAUGAAGCGGAAGAGCGUGUAACCAAAUUGCUGUGGGAUUUGAGAAAAAGAGCAAAAAACUAUGAAUAAAAUUACUACAUAUUU